Messenger RNA from Neocloeon triangulifer, 1074 nucleotides. RefSeq lists its product as uncharacterized. NCBI's taxonomy places the organism in Eukaryota, Metazoa, Arthropoda, Insecta, Ephemeroptera, Baetidae. The transcript is spliced from 3 exons. The coding region runs from base 61 to 435 and encodes 124 amino acids. The record is from RefSeq and is a predicted model, not a curated record.
UCCAUUGAAACACGCCUGGAUCGAAACGGAGAGCGGCAUUGGUUUUUUCGGCGCCGGACGAUGAAUGACAAUGUGACGGACGCUGAGGCUCUUCUGAUUCUUCUGGUGAUUGGUCUGCUCGUCGGACUUCUACUCGGUGCUCUUAAACUGCUUGAGAAGUGCCUUAAGAGGCGCGAUCAACGCAUCAUAGCCACCCCAGAACCAAUAAACGUCUUCACGAUUGGAGGAAUCCGUCGGUUGAACUCGGACGGCGAAAGCAGGGUGGAUCAGAAUACGACCUUUGAGGUGAUCGAAAUCCAAAAUUAUCAAUCAAACUCGCUCCCUUCUUGGACCCCUGAUAACGACACGUUGGAAUUUGACUUGCCUCCGGACUAUCACACAACCACGGUGAUCGACGGUCUGCCUUCUUAUGAAGAAAUUAUCAGUCCAAGAUAAGGAUUUACCUCAAGUUAACUAUAUUUUAAUUUGUUUUUUGCAAUCUCAAAUUUCUUUCUUAGAAAAUUCAUUGUUUAGAUGAUGAAUUAUAAAUUAUGUACAAUUAAAAUACAACAAAUGUCGGCUUUAUUUUCAAAUAAAUAAAAUGCCAAAUAUUUUUCCUCACGAAAAUCAAACAAUUUAAUUGAAAACAAAAGAUUUCCAAAAUAAAAUUCAAUUUCUAUGAAUGCGGGACUAUGAAAGUAGGAUGUUGAAGUUUUGAUUUUCCAUAGCGGCAGCUAAUGCAACCGAAUGAAAUUCCCCACAUUUAUUUUCUUUGUGCGUCAAACGCUAUUUCUAUUGCGCUCUUAAAAAUUUCUCUGUGAUUUGAUUAAUGAAAUGUCAAUCAAGGGAUCUGUACAGCAAUUUAAUUCUUAGUUAAAUUAUGAAUGUCAAUACCAGCCAAAUAACAGUGAAAUGGGAUUACAAAUCUUGUAUUAAUAAUUGUGACACAAAAAUUAUAAUAUUUUAAUGCGUGAUUUUGUAAAAUUUUCUAUUAUUAAAAAUAUAACAUGCUCAUUGGAAUUCCAUCGACGUUUGCAGAAACAGCACGUUUGAUUUGAACAUUAAAAGAGGUUAUAAUAUAAAUAAUGAAAUAAU